UUAGGCAGAAGUGGUCACCGCCGUGUUCACUGGCCCUAUAUAACGAUUCCAAAACCACACACUGCGAGAGUGAGCGCAAGCACAGCAGGAGAGCGAGUGCAGUGUUGCUACAAUCUUCUAGACCACAACAAUGGAGCCCAACCCUUUGAAAUUCUUCAUCUACACACCCGUUUGAACUGCAUAUUUGGCUAUUUUGCCCCCAUUAGAAAUCAAAGUUUUCUAGAUAGUGAUUCAGAGCAGUAAGGGCAUCAACCGGGCUUAUUUGUGUUUUCCGGAAACUGAUUGUUAUGGCUGACGGUGGUAGUAGUGACAGUAGCAACCAAGGUUCCUCAUCAGUGUCAAACCAAGAAAAAGCGCCUAGGAAUAAAAGAAAAUACUUACCAGAAUUUUCCCUCGAUGUCCCAAAUGAUGUCUCUGCAUCCCUCACAGAAUUCCCUAGAUAUGAAUUAUCAGCAGAGAAAUUUCAAAACACACAGAGUGAUCCUGGGUCAUUGGAGGCUAAGUCCAGAGUAGAAGAGUUACAUCACGAUGAUUGGGAUGAUCCUAUCGCAUACCAGCUUGAGGAACUUUUGUCGCUUAAUUUGUCUGCAACUUUCCAGAGUGCAAUUAAGAAGAUCGCUAACAAUGGGUACAGUGAAGAGGUUUCUGAGUGGGCCAUUUUAAGGAGUGGCCUUUACUAUGGUAGUAAGGACCCCGUGUCAAAUAUCGUUGAUGGUGCUUUGGUUUUCCUGAAGAGAGAGAACGAAUAUGAUAUUUCUAGCCAUCGUAUAUUUGAGGAUUUAGAGAAUUUAGUGGAGUACACAAUGUUGGAGAUGAUAUGUGUGCUUAGGGAGGUUAAGCCUUCUUUAACUAUCGCAGAAGCAAUGUGGUUCUUGUUGAUUUGUGACUUGAACCUUUCAUAUGCAUGUUCAGUAGAAGGAGAUUCUUUAAGUGUGUUUGGUGGUAAAGAAAUUCCCAGAGAAAGCUCCUCUGAUUCUACACUUUCCCAGAUGCAAAAAUCAGAUGCUCUAUCCGAUUCUACACCAGCGCAGCUGAAAUCAGAAGCUCUAAUUUCUGAAACCGUUCUUUCAACCCCUAUCAAUACUUAUAUCUCAAAACCUUCAAUGUCCAAUGCUCAAAAAUUGUGGUCCGAAAUGCACAGAGUUGGAGGGAUUCUUAAUUUACCUGACCCUAUGUGCCCCUUUGUUCAUGAAGUUACAACUCCAGUGAAUGAAACUCGGGUUUCUGUCUCUGAUGCUGGAGGAAAAUCCUUGGGUAUUACUGAGGAAUAUGUCCAGAGUAUGUGCCAGUUAUCUGCCGUUGAUGAAAAAUCGGGAAGUAGUAGAAAGGGGUGCAUGGUUAAUUCAAAGCGAGACAUGCUUCGGCUGAAGUCAUUUCAUGUAGAGAAACAUUGCAAAGGUCAUGUGUCUAAGGGAACACUCAGAGCAAAGUUCUCUACCUGGAGUGGUCUGGUCUUGGACAAGAAAGUGAAGUCUCCAUCUGAUUCAUCGGGUGUAAAUAUCAAGACUACUUCCUCAAAGACAAGUAUUGCAGUUGGAGUGAACAUGCUUGUAGCAAAAAAAACCCAUCAUCAUUCGAACAACACUCCAUCUGCUUUAGCUCCAAUGGAUAACCCUGCACUGUUGCCUUCAAAUGAUAUUGUUUCUGCAUUACCUGCUGCAAAUGCCAAACUUCAUUCUACAUUACAUUCCGAAAAAAACGCAACUCUGAAACCACAAGUUAGCGUCCCUGCUUCUCCUAAGAUUUUUGAUUGUUAUGCUGGAAUUCCAUACGAUAAGUGUCUGGGAAAGUAUGUUCCGCAAAAUGAGAAGGAUGAAUUGAUUCUGAUGCUAGUUCCUCGGCUGCAAAUACUGCAGAAAGAGCUCGAUGGUUGGACAGAUUGGGCCAAUCAGAAGGUUAUGCAGGCUGCUCGGAGGCUCGGCAAGGACCUGGCAGAGUUGAAGGCAUUGAGGCAAGAGAAAGAAGAAGCAGGAAAAUUUGAAAAAGAGAAGCACAUCCUAGAAGAGAACACGGUCAAGAGGCUGUCUGAGAUGGUGUGUGCAUUGGAUAAUGCUACUAGCCAAGUGGAGAUUGCUAACACGACCGUCUGUAGGCUUGAGGAGAAAAAUUCUGUCCUGAAGAAGGAAAUGGAAGCUGCGGGACUGCAAGCCAUAGGAUCAGCUGCAAAUUUGCAGGAAGCAUUGUUGAGGGAGCAAGAUGCAUUGAAGAGAGUUCAAUCGUGGGAUGCAGAGAAGAGUUUGUUGCAAGAGGAGGUUUCAACUGACAAACACCAGGUGGCAGUGCUUCAGCACGUGCUAGAAAAGGCUAAAGGUCUCUACAACCAAAUUGAGGGUCGACAUAAACAGGAAGAAAAGGUAAAGGAAAAACUUCUAAUUGAAGCCAGCUCUAUAAGAAAGAAAAGAGAGCAUCUUGAGUCUCUAGCAAAAGCAGAGGAGGAUGUGAUCAGACAAAAGGCAGAAAAUGAGUUGCAGAAAUACAAGGAAGACAUUAAAAAGCUUGAAUGCAAGAUAUCAGAAUUGAUUUUAGAGUCUGAAGCUUCAAAAAUAGCGGCACUUAGAGGAGGCAUAGAUGGAAUUCAUGGUAGCUACUCGACAGAGUGCAAGGAUUUCCAGGCUCGUAAAGUGACUAAGAAGUUGGCAGUUUUUUGGGACAAUUUUGGAGGUAGAAGUGCAAGAGCGGAGCGGGAAUGUGUGAUGUGCCUGACAGAGGAGAUAUCGGUGGUUUUCCUCCCCUGUGCACAUCAAGCUCUUUGUGUAAAUUGCAAUGAGCUCCAUGAGAAACAAGGGAUGAAUGAUUGUCCUUCUUGCAGGACCCCGAUCAAGAGGCGGAUCAAGGUGCGUUUUGCUAGUCCCUGAUGUCUGUAAAUUAUACAAAAGAGGGGUCUUUUACAUCAAGAGGCAGAUUAAUGUGUGCUUUGUUAGUUCCAUUUUGGCACAAAACUUCUCUGGAGUCUUGGUCUUUCUCUUAAUGAAGCUUAUAAAUCUAGCCUAUAUUACCUGUUGAUACUUCUUAGACGCUUCCCUUCAGGCUUUGUGCAUUUUAAUAUAGUUUGUCUUUUUGGAGUAUGAUUACCCAGCAAAACAAGCAGGCAGAAAAGGGGAAAAAAUGAUCUGUCGUUUUAUGAAGCCAAAUUCUAUUUAAAUUUUGUUUGAAACAAGAUUGAAUGUGAUUAGUACUACAAUGGAAAGUAGAAGAUAUAAUUUUAUUUGCGGUA
Molecule: messenger RNA, 3214 nt
Organism: Camellia sinensis
Lineage: Eukaryota; Viridiplantae; Streptophyta; Magnoliopsida; Ericales; Theaceae
Product: RING/U-box superfamily protein
Source: RefSeq, a predicted model, not a curated record